Messenger RNA from Archocentrus centrarchus (flier cichlid), 5781 nucleotides. RefSeq names its product protein phosphatase 1H-like. The record is from RefSeq and is a predicted model, not a curated record. Gene Ontology annotation, biological process: protein dephosphorylation. The transcript has 10 exons. Gene Ontology annotation, cellular component: mitochondrion. NCBI's taxonomy places the organism in Eukaryota, Metazoa, Chordata, Actinopteri, Cichliformes, Cichlidae. Gene Ontology annotation, molecular function: [pyruvate dehydrogenase (acetyl-transferring)]-phosphatase activity.
UGAGGACUGCCUCAUCCUCCUUCUCCUCCUCAUUCUUCGUCCAGCCUUUCGUCGACCGAGCGCGGCCGAGCUGGGGGGGAAUCCGGGGAAAGGCAGCCGCGGCGCCGCGCACCGGCCGACGGACACCCCGCCGCGACGCGGCACCAACAUGCUCACCCGGGUCAAGUCCGCCGUGGUCGGGUUGAUGGGUGGAAUCAUGGGCGGCAGCAGCUCCGGGGGAAGCGGCAAUCCUGGUUGCGAGCUGCCUCUGAAAUUCCCAUAUAUGAGACCUGAGUUCCUCGGACUGUCCCCGGAUGAGAUCGAGUGCUCUGCUGACCACAUAGCUCGGCCCAUCCUGAUCCUGAAGGAAACCAGGAGAUUACCGUGGGCCACCGGAUACGCUGAGGUGAUUAAUGCUGGUAAAAGUGCGCUGAAUGAGGACCAGGCUUGCUGUGAGGUGGUUGUGGCAAGAAGGAGGCCAAUGAGCUACUGUCCUUCCUCCACGCCCAGCAAGACCCCCACCGCCAAGAGACGCAACUCUUUGCCCAACGGCGAGGGCCUGGGACUCCGGAUGGAGCACAGCAGACUAUGAGAGGAAAGCGAAGGACUUGUGUUUCACUACUGGGCUUUGUUCGAUGGUCACGCUGGUUCAGGUGCAGCAGUUGUUGCAUCCCGCUUGCUGCAGCACCACAUUGCCUGCCAGCUUCAGGCUGUCAUUGAGAUUUUGCGCAACAUGGCCUCCCCACCCCCCACCGUGCUGGGCGAGGAGCCAGACGAUACUCCCUACCUUCAGGGAAACACCCCUCACCGUGCCCUGACCCGGGCUGCUUCACUGCGCGGGGCCACGGGCACACCAGGCUCCCCUUGCAGCACCCCGCCUCCGCCACGCUUUUUUACAGAGAAGAAGAUCCAGCACGAGAGCCUGGUGAUAGGAGCCAUAGAGAACGCCUUCAAAGACAUGGAUGCCCAGAUCGAGAGGGAGAAGCAGGUUUACAACAUCACUGGAGGAUGCACGGCUCUCACUGUGGUUUACCUCUUAGGAAAACUGUUUGUUGGGAACGCAGGUGACAGCAGGGCUAUCAUCAUUAGAAACAAUGAGAUCAUCCCCAUGUCCACAGAGUUCACACCAGAGUCAGAAAGGCAGCGACUCCAGUUCCUGGGUUUCAUGCAGCCUCACCUGUUAGGAAAUGAGUUCACGCACCUGGAAUUCCCCCGGAGAGUUCAGAGGAAGGAGGUGGGCAAGAGGAUGCUCUACAGAGACUUCACCAUGAACGGAUGGGCUUACAAGACAAUUGAGGAUGAAGAUCUCAAGUUUCCUCUUAUAUACGGAGAAGGGAAAAAGGCGCGGGUGUUGGCCACCAUCGGUGUGACACGUGGACUCGGUGACCAUGACCUCAAAGUUCAUGACUCCAACAUCUACAUCAAGCCAUUCCUCUCCUGCUGCCCCGAGGUGAAGGUGUAUAACCUGACGCAUUAUGAGCACGGAGCUGACGAUGUCCUCGUGAUGGGAACUGAUGGUCUCUGGGAUGUCCUCUCCAACCAGGAAGUGGCUGAAGCCGUCACCACCUUUCUUGCUAACUGUGACCCUGACGACUUGCAUAGGUACACAAUGGCAGCACAGGAUUUGGUGAUGCGUGCUCGUGGUGUUCUGCGGGACAGGGGCUGGAGGAUCACCAAUGAGCGUCUGGGCUCCGGAGACGACAUCUCGGUCUUCAUCAUACCUCUCAUGUACGGCAACCGCCAGCCCUGAGGAGCGUUACAGAGAUGCUGCGGUUCAGUGAACAGAAGGGCCUGUAGACUCAGCAGGACUGAUCAGUCCUGAACCCAGAAUCCCCUUUUAGUCUUCUUAUUUAUUUGCUUCCUUAGAUGGAGGUGGAACAUUCAUUUGUUGGUGCUUCAUUUCUCUACAGGAGUUCAGGGGAACUACAGUCAGCAUCAUCGUGUUAAUUUAUUAAGACACUCCAAAGUCAUGAAAGCUUAAACAGUAGAUAAUUUAACUGAAAUCAUGUCCUGAAUCAACACAGAUAUAACUGGUAAAACUAAAAGAAGCAAAUGCUUUUCCGAAGUGAAGAAAAGCUUUCUCUCUUUCCUUCCUUCCUCUUACCUCUCCAGUUAUUCUCUAUUAUUCUGGGCUCCUCCUACUCCUCCUCCUCUUUAUUUAUUCCUCUUUCUUCUCUUGUAGGCUACCUUGUUUAUAAAUGGAAAAGAAAAAUACCUCCUUUGUCUUGUGAAAAUGGACCAAGCUGACAGGUCAGCUGCAUUUUCCGUUUUGCCACAGUGUGGCUUUAAAGGACUCACUUGCUGAAGAACUGUUUUCAAGUUUGCCGAAGAAAUUAAAGAAGUGUUGAUAUGGGCACAGAACAAGACAUGUGAUGUCCCCCAUUUAAGAAAAAGUCCAUAGGGGAUCUGAGCCUGUGUGGAUCAAGAGUUGAGAGAAGGUUUGAUGUGGUUGAUGAACCAACAUAACACAAAACAUCUGCACAGCAAAAAAAAAAAAUAAAUGAGUUCACUGUGACAAGUCAUUUAAUCCAAUAUGGAGUCUUCAUGUUUUUAUAAAUCAUUUUUACUUUACUAAAUGUUUUAUUAAUCUAUUUUCUUUAAUAGUAUUAGAUAUUUGACUUGUGCUAUUAAGGGGAGAUUCAAAAGGCUGACUCCACUAAUCUCUGUCCAUUAAAUAUGAAGCUAAACAUUGCACAGCUUAGCAUAAGGAAAGAUACAAAAUUCUUUUUGUCCAAGAUUUGGGAAAUUCUUUAAAUGUGGGUCUGACAUCUGUACUCUUUUGCUAACCUAAUGCUGCAGUCACACGAGGGAAAACAGUGGUUGGAGACUAGCACGACCCAAAUUAUCGUGACCGUGUCUAAUGAAUUUGCAAUCUUGUUGCCUUUUGAAAUGGUUGCUUUGAAGGUGGGGGACCAGAUCUGUGACCACUCGCAGUCACUUGCCAUAUUCUGGACUUUGGUGCAUCAAGUUCCAGCCAGAACCUCAGAUUUGAGACAGAUAGUCAGAGAUGUAUAACACACAGUGACGCAGUUGCUGCAGGACGGCGAUGUAACUGCAAAAGGCUCAGCAACCUUGCUUUUAUAUAGGAAUAUAACCAAAGCACAACUGGUUGGCAACCAGUUAAAUCCCCUAUUGCAAAGAGAUGCACCAUAGACAAGUUGCAUUCAUUGGUGCAGACUGACUCCUUCUGCUUUUAUAACUUAGACUACAAUUAUUUGCAAAACCUUCACCAAUUUGCCUGAGAGUGACUGCAAUCAGACUGCGAAUGUUUGAAGGCAGGUUUACCUCAAACCAGGCGACCUGUGAUUGAAAGUCACAGGGCGAUUGCACAAUCAGAGCGCUUAACCUCUGAGUGGUCAGCUGGUUGCCACAAUUACUUGCAAAUGUUUGCCGAAUGCGAAAAAAAUCCAAUGCUAUCACUGGACAAUCACCAUUUUUUUUUUCCUUCCCUAGUUGCAAUGAGGUUGCCACCCUAUUUUUACUCUCACAUGACUGAGCCAUAAGUCAUAAGUUGUGCCCAUCUCCUUAUAUAAGUCCUGGAAAAGUAAUAUUUUUUUUACAUAUUGUAAAAUCCUUAAAUCCUUUAAAAUUGAUGGAAUUCUCUUAGUUAUAAAUAACGGACUUCACAACAGAUUAAAUGACUUGUACACCAGUGCAGCUGCACUUUAGGCCAACCCAUAUAACUUACCGAAGACCCAUUGAAGGAUAAAGAAACAAAUAUUCCCUGCAGCAGGGAGGCGUAAAUGUCAUUCAUAGCGGUAGUUUUAAAAAACAUGAAAUACAAUCAAGGUUGAGUCUGAAAGUUUUGUUUUGCUUUUAAAUGUUUUGCAUGUUUCUUGUUUUAGAUGCUUCAUCAUAGCACAGAUGAUGAUGAUGCCUUCAGGGGGGACAGGUUUGGGGAAAAUGUGGUACCAUGAGUGGAUGUAGUGAAUUUACUGUGUGUCAAUGCAUGCAGUAGCAUAAUGUAAGCCUGGGAUUGUGAGCAAUGGUGCAAUGGUUCGAACUGCUGUUUGAUUUAUAUGGACUGAAUUUGUAUUUAUGUAAUGUAUCAGAACUGUUGACAAUGUUGUUUGUUAAUGUGCAACAAUCAUGCAUAUAUUUAUAAGGGUCAUUUUAUUUCCCUGAGAGCUCUUAGUAUUCCAGACAUUUGGCAUAAGACCCAAAGGAUGAGAAUAGCCAUGAAGGAAGGGAAUAAAAUCAAAUGAUACCAAUGAUUAUACAUAAAACCAAAUCAUGUUUUUUUUUUCCCUACAUUUUUUCAUUUUGAGUUUAUUCAGUGGACUUUAGAUAGAAGUGAUCAUGAGGGAGUUGCAGAAGAUAAAUAGUUUGCUAGUUUGCACUUCAGACAAUUAAAAGAAAGUACAUUUUUAUGGAGUUUCUGUGGAAGCUUGUUUCUACCACUGAAAGGAAAAAAGAAAAUCUCAAAAUUCCCACAUUAUGUAUCUCCAAAAUUUUGAUUUACUAAAUCUAAAUUUGAAAUUUUAAGAUGCCUAAGUCGAAAUUCUGAAAUACUAACUUAAAAUUUUGACUUAUGGACAGCAAAGAAAGAAAAAAAACUUCCUUAAGUUUCAUUCCAAGCUGUAGAAGGAGGAAAAAAAGCAAACGUGCAUAUUUUAGCAGAAUGCUGAAAACUAAAUACCAUCUUAAGUAAUUAAUUAACCCUAUAUUGUUAAAAUUUGGGAUAUGUUUUAGCUCAUAACCUUCUGGGCUAGCUGUUUCUAUGCUGUGCUGCAGCUUCAGAUUUACUCAUCAGACCCGAGUGUGGCAUCAGACCAAUCACUUCACACUCAGAACACAGAUACACAAAUUUCUCAAAAUGAUUUAAAGUCACGUCAUGUGUACAUGUGCUAGUUAUCAUGUUAGCUUGCACAGUGUUUGCAACUAAUGAGCUACAUUCUUCCUCCAAGAAGCAGUCAUUCAUGUUUACCUGAAGUUCAUAUGGUGCAUUUUCCCUCAUGUAUGUUUCAUAAAAGAAAUAUUUCAUUUUAAAAUGAUGUAAUAUAGUCCUUCAGUUGGAUAUUUGGCAUCUGUUAAUUUAUUAAUAAGUGGUUUAAUUUUUGUUUAUGCUUUACUUUUUUUGACUUAAUGUUUCUGAUGCUGCCACAUCAGAAACAUCUACCAGGCCCAUCAUUGUGUGCUGAAUGUUCAUCCUUAUACCUGUGCUUUAGACUUAUUAUUAUUAUUAUUAUUAUUAUGUCAUUAAGCCUUUUUCUCUUAGAUGAAUGUGGAAACAUGAGCGUAUAUUUUAUUUUUCUCAUCCUAUUGUGCCACCCAACCGCUUAACAUCAACUCAGGUUCAACUACCGUGUCGAUAAUGACCUGUUGAGAGUGGUUUUCUAAAGGCAGGGAGUCCUCUGAUGGUCUUGGUUGCACUGCACUUGUAAAUACAUGGGAGUGGAUUGGUGUGUACAGGAAGCUCUUAGACUUGAACAUCAAUGUAGUCCCUUCAGCCAGCUGUAGGUCUCACUUUCUGAACUUGAUGUAUUGUGAACCUUGUCAUUGCUGCUGCUGUUGUGUUUUUUUUUCCUACCUAAAGCUACUAAUGGUUAUAGAAAGAUGCAAAGAGCUGACUUUUUUUCUGUAGCAAAGAGGAAAUUUGAGGCCCGGUGGGAAACCAUUUUUAAGUGACCAUUGUGCUACCCUCAAACUCUGUUUGUGAAUGUGAAAUGGACAUUUUAUAUAAUGUGACAAUAACUUAUGAAGUCAAAAAGAAAUAUUUUUAAUGUUUCCUUGUGCAACUCUUGACUUUUUUGGGGGAGGGGGGAGCAAUGUUUCCCUUCAGUGUUUCUUUUCCAGAAAUUA